ACGGGUAGUGUUCCCUUUCAACAUCGUGAUAACUCAUUGUGUAUGCUGAUCAACUCACAGUUUGCGCAAAUUGCUUUAACGACGCGUAAUCCUGUCAAGAACAUCUUGAAAGGAAAAGCUCUCGCGCUCCUUGUCUUCAUAAUUGAUGUACAACACACCCUAAAAAUCGACUGUAAGUAAAAAUGGCUGGGAAGAAGAGAGAUUUGAUCGUUGCUAUCGACUUUGGUACUACGUACAGUGGUUUUGCCUUCGCACCAGUUAACGCGAUUGAAGAGAGUGAUAUMCAUGUAUUUCGCGGCUGGGGACGUGGACAAGGUUUUAGCUUCUUUAAGACUCCAACUUGUGUCUUGCUCACRCCCGAAGGAGAUUUUUACAAAUUUGGCCAUGCAGCUGUCGAAACGUAUGCAAAGCACUUGGCAAGGAACGAGGGRAAGGAUUUACUCUUUUUUGAUCGCUUUAAAUUUGUCCUCUACAAUUCCAAGAAUCUCAAUCAAGAGACGMGAGUACAGGCCGCGAACGGACGUAAAGUUCGAGCGCUUGAUCUCUUUGCGGUUUGYCUGGCAUAUUUACGUCAAACUGCCAUGGAAACGAUGAAUAGUUCGCGCCAAAGUAAAAACGGUACGGAUGAUGCACCAAAAUACUCACUAAACCAAAUCCAGUGGGUUCUAACAGUACCGGCKAUAUGGAAUCCUACUGCUAAAGAAUUCAUGAGAGAAGCAGCAUACAUGGGUGGUUUAGCGUCUGCUGAUGACCCCGAUCAGCUUCUUAUCGCUCUUGAACCCGAGGCAGCGUCAUUCUACUGCCGAAGACUACAAAUGAAGGACUUUCUAGGGGAGACAGGGGAAAAUCUUGUCAGCGAAAUGCUAAGAAAAACGUCAAACUCGUACAUGGUGAUUGACAAUGGAGGUGGGACUCUGGACAUAACGGCGCAUCAAAUACAAAGAGAAGGCAGUAUUAAGGAGAUUCACCCRCCAGCUGGGGGGCAACUUGGUGGUGUACUAGUCGACAAGGAGUUUGUUGGCAUGUUAAAGAGAAUAUUCGGUGAAGAUUUUAUUCAAUUAUUUCAACGAGAUUAUCCAAACGACUGGCAGAAGAUUAUGAACGACUUUGAAAUCCAAAAGCGAGCUGAACGAGGGAUCGAUAGUGAUGAAAUUAGCAUAGUUCUUCCUUUCAACUUUGUCAAUUCCUACAGUAAGGUCAUAGGAACGGACGACAACAUCAACGAAAACCUUCGAUUGUACUACACCCAGGGGGAGGUAAGCCUCGGUGGCGGGUAUUUGUACGUUGAUUUAUCAAUCCUAGAACAAUUCUACCAGCCUGUCAUUGAGAAAACAAUCGACAUGGUCAAGAGUAUUCUACAAAAAGACAAACUCUCAGAUGUGAAAACAUUGUUCCUUGUUGGUGGAUUCUCGCAAGCCUUUCCAAUACGUAAAGCUAUCAUGGAAGCGUUCCCGGAUUUUGAAGUUCUGACGCCGCGUGAAGGCGAACUUGCGAUAAUGAAGGGUGCGGUCAUGUUUGCGCAAAAUCCAAAUCUCUUGAACGCGCGUGUCAUGGCGAAGACUUACGGCAUUGACAUCAAUGAGCAGUUCAAUCCAGAAAAGCAUCCAGUCGACAAGAGAACCAGCAUCGAAGGAAUUGACUUCUGUGAGGAUGUCUUCGACGCUUUAGUCAAAGAAAACGAAGAAAUCAAAGUUGGAGAAAAGCGCACAUUUUUCUUCUCUCCAGUCCACCCGCAGCAAACAGUGGCGAGACUCAAGUUCUUCAGUACAACCAGGCCAGAAGCUGCCUUCAUUACAGACCCCGAUGUCGACGCAGAGAACGUGGAGUUUGAGGUGAUAAGCCCUGAUGUUGGUAAAGGUCUUGACAGAAAGAUCGAACUCGAUGUGUAUUUUGGUGGAACUGAGAUCAAAGUUAGCGCUAUGGAUGUAUCAUCCGGAAGCUCAGCGAAAGCUGCACUGAGGCUCAUCACUAAAGGAUAAUGUAUCUGACAGACUGAACUAACAAUAUCAGUGAAUUGAUUAGAGUAAACUUAGUUAAUCCGUUAAACUAUCACAAAAGAGGUGCUAAUUAUAUUUAUUCCGCCUUUAUUCCAAAUUGUCCAAUUAACAUUAUUUAGUAGUUGUUAGUACUAUUUGUUUCGGAUUAAGUACGUKUACUCUAACAACAAAAUACUAAAGAGAGUAUAUUUAGUAACGAUGAUGUAUCACUGAUCAACUAAAGAGAGCACUUGACAAUUUACGAAAUAUUUGCAGAUCAAAAGAGUAAAAAUAUGAUAUAUACUAGUCAACCAAAAGAGAUUAGUAACUAAUAAUUUACUGGAUUUUGUGACAAAUGGAAAUUAUACUGACUGACUGAUUGGUAGAAAUAUGAUUUCCAUWAAAGCCUUUAAAGCAUGAAGAUCAAACAUAUAAAGAAAAUAUAUCCAUGGCAACGACAUUUAAUGUGUGCUGCCUCCUUAACUUACAAAGAGUAUCUAAUGUUCAGGCUGCUAAUGUUAUACAAUUGCUAGAAGAAAAUGGAAACAGUUAAAGAUUUAAAACUGACUACAGCCACAAAGUGCYGAGAUAUGUUUAGGUUGUUUCACACUAGGGAGGGGGCAAAUAAUAGACAGAAGUAGAGUGGUUUCAUAAGCYUGUGAAAUAAAGUUUAGCAUUCUAUGCUUUAUGACUCUUUUUACUAUA
Molecule: messenger RNA, 2681 nt
Organism: Exaiptasia diaphana
Lineage: Eukaryota; Metazoa; Cnidaria; Anthozoa; Actiniaria; Aiptasiidae
Product: heat shock 70 kDa protein 12A
Exons: 4
Coding region: 183-1979 (598 amino acids)
Source: RefSeq, a predicted model, not a curated record